Aspergillus wentii DTO 134E9 is the source of this 2655-nucleotide messenger RNA. RefSeq names its product putative alpha-glucosidase (gene agdC). NCBI's taxonomy places the organism in Eukaryota, Fungi, Ascomycota, Eurotiomycetes, Eurotiales, Aspergillaceae. Gene Ontology annotation, molecular function: carbohydrate binding; hydrolase activity, hydrolyzing O-glycosyl compounds. The coding region runs from base 1 to 2655 and encodes 884 amino acids. The record is from RefSeq and is a predicted model, not a curated record. The transcript is spliced from 7 exons. Gene Ontology annotation, biological process: carbohydrate metabolic process.
AUGUUGGGGUCCCUUCUGCUUCUGGCCCCCCUUGCGGGUGCGGCUGUCAUCGGAUCCAGGGAGAAUAGCCAGCAUUGUCCUGGAUACAAGGCGUCUAAUGUGCAAGAAGGGUCUAAUUCCUUGACGGCAGAUUUGACUCUUGCGGGAAACCCUUGCAAUACUUAUGGCACAGAUCUGAAGAAUUUGAAGCUUCUCGUGGAGUACCAGACUGAUGAACGUCUCCAUGUUAUGAUUUACGACGCCAAUGAGGAGGUCUACCAAGUUCCCGAGUCCGUCGUCCCUCGCCCCGAUGGCAAGGGAGGCGCUCGUGAUGGGUCUACUCUUAAAUUUGGAUAUGCCGAAGAACCGUUCUCUUUCAAUGUCACCAGAGGCAACGAAGUGCUGUUCGACACGGCUGGAUCAAACCUCAUUUUCCAGUCGCAGUACUUGAACCUCCGCACAUCUCUUCCCAAAGACCCGUAUCUCUAUGGUCUUGGAGAGCACUCUGAUUCUCUCCGUCUGCCGACAACAAACUACACACGCACCUUGUGGAACCGUGAUGCCCCCGGUAUUCCCGAAAACACAAACCUUUACGGUAGCCACCCAGUGUACUACGACCACCGUGGCAAGGCAGGCACCCAUGGUGUCUUCUUGGUCAACUCCAAUGGUAUGGACAUCAAGAUCAACCAGACACAGGAUGGAAAGCAGUAUCUCGAGUACAACACUCUUGGUGGUGUUUUUGACUUUUACUUCUUCACUGGAGAGACUCCUAAGGAUGCUAGCAUUCAGUACUCCGAGGUUGUUGGUCUUCCGGCCAUGCAGAGUUACUGGACUUUUGGUUUCCAUAAUUGCAGAUACGGCUACCGGGAUGUUUACGAGUUGGCCGAGGUGGUCCAAAACUACAGCCAGGCCAACAUUCCACUCGAAACCAUGUGGACUGACAUUGACUACAUGGAUAAACGACGAGUGUUUACCCUCGACCCGGAUAGGUUUCCUCUUGAGAAGAUGCGUGAAUUGGUGGGGUAUCUCCACGAUCACGACCAGCAUUACAUCGUGAUGGUUGACCCGGCUGUGAGCAUUAGUGACAACCAUGGUUACAACAAGGGUGUUGAGAAGGACGUUUUUCUGAAAACUGAGAACGGAUCUAUUUACAAGGGUGUUGUCUGGCCCGGUGUCACUGCUUUCCCCGACUGGUUUCACCCUGACGUCUCGGAGUACUGGAAUGGCGAGUUUGACUACUUCUUCAACGCCGACACUGGCGUCGACAUUGACGGUCUGUGGAUUGAUAUGAAUGAAGCCGCCAACUUCUGCCCAUACCCAUGCAAGGAUCCCGAGGGAUACGUGAGAGAUAACGACCUGCCUCCCUCGCCUCCACCUGUGCGGGGAAGUAACCCGCGUCCACUGCCCGGGUUCCCAUCUGAUUUCCAGCCUUCCUCGAAGCGCUCCGUGAAGAGAGGACCUGGAUCUAAGACUGGAUUGCCUGGUCGCAACUUCAUUACCCCGCCAUACAAGAUCGCCAAUGCUGCGGGAGAGCUCAGCUUGAAAACGAUCAACACUGACCUCGUCCAUGCUGGUGGUUAUGUCGAUUAUGAUACACACAACCUCUACGGCACAAUGAUGGGUGCGGUUUCGCGCGGUGCCAUGCAGCAGCGUCGUCCUAAUGUGAGACCCUUGGUCAUCACUCGCAGCACAUUUGCUGGAGCUGGAGCGCACGUUGGACACUGGCUCGGUGACAACCUCAGCCAGUGGGAUAAAUACCGAAUCACUGUUCCACAGUCGGUUGCCUUUGCCUCCAUGUUCCAAGUACCCAUGGUCGGAUCGGAUGUCUGUGGAUUUACUGGCAACACAACCGAAGAGCUCUGCGCUCGAUGGGCUUCCCUUGGAGCGUUCUACACUUUCUACCGCAAUCACAAUGAUAUCGGCUACAAUUCACAAGAAUUCUACGUGUGGCCCACCGUCGCAGAAUCUGCUCGCAAGGCCAUCGACAUCCGUUACCGACUCCUUGACUACAUCUACACGGCCUUCCACAGACAGACUCAGACCGGCGAGCCUUUCCUGCAGCCCUUCUUCUACCUCUACCCCGAGGACAAGAACACCUUUUCGAACGACCACCAAUUCUUCUACGGUGAUGCCAUCCUCGUCAGCCCAGUUACCGAGAAGGGUUCGACCUCUGUGGAUGCAUACUUCCCCGACGACAUCUUCUACGACUGGUACACGAGACUUCCCGUGCGUGGCAAGGGAGCCAACUCAACCCUCGACAACAUCGACAUCACUCACAUCCCCGUCCACAUCCGCGGAGGCAACAUCAUCCCCGCACGGUCAUCAAGCGCGAUGACAACCACCGAACUGCGCAAGAAGAGCUUCGAGCUCAUCAUCGCCCCUGGCCUCAAUGGAACAGCCUCAGGCAGCCUCUACCUGGAUGAUGGAGACUCCCUGGAACAGGCCUCAACCCUCGAGGCGCAGUUCAAAUACAGCGACGGUGUUCUCCACAUCGACGGCCACUUCGACUACGAUGCUGAUGCGGUGGUUGAAACGGUGACUCUGCUUGGACAAGAGUCAGACCCUCACUCUGGAUCGCGGUCUGGAAAGGCCGAUUAUGAAUAUGACGCGAGUAGUAAGAAGGUGACUGUGAAGACGCAGAUCAAGCUUACUGGGUCUUCGACAUUGGAUAUUUAG